This is a messenger RNA of Parascedosporium putredinis, 1068 nucleotides long. Lineage: Eukaryota; Fungi; Ascomycota; Sordariomycetes; Microascales; Microascaceae. The record is from the annotation of a GenBank genome assembly.
AUGGAAGUCAAUAAUGUUGCUGUCAUGAGGCGACGAAAUGACAGCUGGUUGAACGCCACCCAGAUUCUCAAAGUCGCAGGAGUGGACAAGGGUAAGCGCACAAAGAUCUUGGAAAAGGAGAUCCAGGCGACCGGCGAGCACGAAAAGGUCCAAGGAGGCUAUGGAAAAUACCAAGGCACCUGGGUAAAGUUUGAGCGCGGUCUCGAGGUGUGCAAGCAAUACGGCGUCGAAGACUUGCUCAGGCCACUCCUUACCUACGACAUGGGCCAGGAUGGUGGUGUCGCCGGCCGCGGUGACUUCAAUACACCUACCAAGGAGCAGGCCAUGGCUGCGAUGAGGAAGCGCAUGUAUAACGCAGGCGCCCAGGAGCGCAACAAUGGCCUUUCGGGGACGUUUUUCAAGAACAUCUCUAGCACCGCUUCCCACGCCGUUGCCGCAAUCAGCAAGGCACGAUUCGAAUCUCCCGGUGCGAAGAACAGGAACGGUGUCCCCAGAGCCCCCAGUUUCAGCAGGCAAACCUCCAUGUCCCAGAAUCCAGAAGACGGCUUUCCCAGCAACUCCCAGCAAAGCUAUACCUCUGAAUAUGGACAUGCGGUCGAUUCGGCCUACUCCACGCAACAAUCCGCCCACAUGCUCGAUCAGCCCGACCCGCCGAGGAAACGACAGCGGGUAGCGAUGACCCCGGCGGAUAGCUUUGCGUUCAAUGGCAACGCUGAAGCUCUUGCGAGCGCCUUCCCGGGCUCUCCCACCGAGCCGAACGAAUCUUUCCUCUACUCGCAUGCCGGCAUCAACGAGCAGCAGCCCCACGACGGCUUCAGCCCCUCCCCCUUGCCCUACGAGAUGUCUCCGGAAGCAGAGCAGCGCAAGAGCACGCUGCUGAGCCUAUUCCUUGACGCCGGUUCCCUGGAGCACACCAAAUUCGACGACAUCAUCAAGGGUAUGUCACCGAGAGAACUCGACAUGCCCAUUGACAACCACAGCCACACAGUCUUGCACUGGGCCGCCGCCCUGUCGCGUCUUCCACUCCUCCGGGCUCUCAUCGCAGCGGGGCCAGCCCCUACCGAGUGA